Molecule: messenger RNA, 1124 nt
Organism: Chelonus insularis
Lineage: Eukaryota; Metazoa; Arthropoda; Insecta; Hymenoptera; Braconidae
Gene: Sbds
Product: SBDS ribosome maturation factor
Exons: 2
Coding region: 291-1052 (253 amino acids)
Biological process (GO): cytosolic ribosome assembly; ribosome biogenesis
Source: RefSeq, a predicted model, not a curated record
AAAUAUUUAGUACGUAAAUUUGCUAUCUGUGGCACUAUAAUCUUGUGGUAGUACAUACUUUUUGAUGGAAACUGUUAUAUUUACGAUUGAACAGUCAGUGAGCUACUGAUAAAAUGGACAUUUAAAGUAGAUAAAUUGAGACAAAAAAUAAUUAGAGCUUUAAAUUGCGUAAAAAGUUUUCAGUAAAAUUUUUUAUAAUAUUUAUUUGUUAUUUUAUGCUCAACAAACGAUAAAAAACAUCUAUAUAUAUAUAGUAUAAAACAUUUAUAAUACAUUCAACAGCUUAAAAAAUGUCGAAAAUAUUUACUCCAACGAAUCAAAUAAGGUUGACAAAUGUUGCUGUAGUUCGUAUGAAAAAAGGAGGCAAAAGAUUUGAGAUUGCUUGUUACAGAAAUAAAGUUGUAUCCUGGAGAAAUAAUCUAGAAAAAGACAUUGAUGAAGUACUGCAAACUCAUACGGUAUUUAUUAAUGUUUCAAAAGGACAAGUAGCAAAAAAAGAAGAUUUAAUAGCAGCAUUUGGCAAUGAUAAUCAAACAGAAAUAUGCAAAGAAAUUCUUGCCAAAGGAGAACUCCAAGUUUCUGAUAAAGAAAGGCAUUCAGCAUUAGAUUCUAUGUUCAAAGACAUUGCAACGAUUGUCUCAGAAAAAUGUGUUAACCCAGAGAGUAAAAGACCUUAUCCAGUAUCUAUGAUCGAAAAAGCUAUGAAAGAUAUUCAUUUUUCAGUUAAACCAAACAGAAAUUCCAAACAACAAGCUUUGGAAAUUAUUCCACAAUUGAAAGCAGUUAUUCCUCUUGAAAGAGCACAAAUGAAGAUAAGAAUAGUCUAUAGUAAUAAAACGGCAAAAAAAUUGAAAGAAAAAAUAGUCAAGCUUGUAACGAAAAUAGAGAAUGAAUGUUGGGAUGGUGGAAAUUUAGGUUCAAUUGAUUGCUUGAUUGAUCCUGGAAAAUACAGAGAAAUUGAUGAAUUAAUAAGAGCUGAAACAAGAGGCCAAGGAAUGGUUGAACUUAUGAGUCUAAAGGAAAUAACAGAAGGAGAAGAAGUACUUGAAUAAAUAUUCAAUCUUAUGAACAAAUUGUAUCAAUCUGAAAUAAAUAAUAAUAAAUAUUUUACAUUAUUACCAGAA